Messenger RNA from Jatropha curcas, 900 nucleotides. Its product is annotated as small ribosomal subunit protein uS17. The record is from RefSeq and is a predicted model, not a curated record. Gene Ontology annotation, biological process: translation. Lineage: Eukaryota; Viridiplantae; Streptophyta; Magnoliopsida; Malpighiales; Euphorbiaceae. Gene Ontology annotation, molecular function: structural constituent of ribosome. Gene Ontology annotation, cellular component: cytosolic small ribosomal subunit; ribosome.
GAUCAAUUACAUAAUGAAGAAAUCUAGGGUUAAGGGUUUUGCAUUCAGCAAGUGGUAAGCUCUCUCUCUGUUUCUCGCGCCCCCUCUGCCGUCUCAGCUUCAAAAGCUUACCCAAGAAAGAGCUCUCAAUCAUGGCGGAGCAGACUGAGAAAGCGUUUCUGAAACAACCCAAAGUAUUUCUGAGUUCGAAGAAAUCUGGAAAGGGAAAGAGGCCUGGAAAGGGCGGUAACCGCUUCUGGAAAAGCAUUGGAUUGGGUUUUAAGACUCCUAGAGAAGCCAUUGAAGGAACUUAUAUUGAUAAGAAAUGUCCCUUCACUGGAACGGUGUCUGUCAGGGGUCGUAUCUUAGCUGGAACUUGCCACAGUGCCAAGAUGAUAAGAACAAUUAUUGUUCGCCGGAAUUACCUUCACUUUAUCAAGAAAUACCAAAGAUAUGAGAAGAGACAUUCAAAUAUUCCAGCACACAUAUCUCCAUGCUUCCGUGUGAAAGAAGGAGAUCAUGUUAUCAUUGGGCAAUGCAGGCCUUUGUCUAAAACUGUGAGAUUCAAUGUGCUUAAGGUUAUUCCAGCUGGAUCUUCUGGUGGUGGGAAGAAGGCCUUCACUGGCAUGUGAACUUUGAAACCCAAAAUGUUUUUUAGGAUGUUCAUGUGAGAGAAGACUUCGAAAGUCUUAAACAGCAUCUAGGCAUUGCAUGGAUUGUUAGAUGCUCUUUUUUUUGUCUCCCUUUCAGAUUAUUGCUUAAAUGAUGGAUUGUUGAAGAUACCCUUGUAUUUUUAGUUUUAUAUUUUUUUUUGGUUUAGUGCAAAAUUUUUUUUGCUUCAUGCAGUGUGUUUGGUAAUCAUUGGAUCAUGGAUGAACUUACAUGGUUAAUAGAGGCUUUAUUCUAUUUUCUUGUAUGGUA